Molecule: messenger RNA, 1903 nt
Organism: Marasmius oreades (fairy-ring Marasmius)
Lineage: Eukaryota; Fungi; Basidiomycota; Agaricomycetes; Agaricales; Marasmiaceae
Exons: 12
Coding region: 494-1903 (469 amino acids)
Biological process (GO): protein phosphorylation; cell surface receptor signaling pathway
Molecular function (GO): protein kinase activity; ATP binding
Source: RefSeq, a predicted model, not a curated record
AACAACCUUGUUUUGACCUUGUUGCUCAAAACAAGGUUUGGGCUUAAACGCGAUCCAGACGAGGCUUGGACAGAAAUACUCAUAGUUUUUAUUACUUGCAGCUUGAACAGAUUUCUCUUGAACGACAGGCUACGAAAAAAUGACGGAGAAACGGAAAAAAACGCGACACUAGUGUCCGAUACUGUCCAGAGAUCCCAUUUCCGACUGAAAGAAAUCUACCAUUAAUGGUGUGCUUUGUGAGGAGUGUCACAGUUGCUUGACAGUAUCAGGGCCGAUUGUGCGCCUUGAAACACUUCACCAUUUAUUUUAGUUCACUCACGGUGGCUGAGCGGCGUCAACGAUCUUCCCACAAGAAUCCUCCAAGCCGUUGGCAAUGCAGUCGGGAUAACAUCGAUCAAACCUUAUAAGAACGUUUGCGACUUUGUCCGCUGCUCCCUUUCGCAAAUUCCCCACCUUGAACGAUUCUCAACAAGAUUCUCAGCAACUCAAUGCAAUGCCGUCGAAUCGCUGGUUGUCCCUUGGCAAGGAUGCAGCUUCAGUCGUUGCAGCCUUCGCACCAGUUCCGGGGCUGAGCAUGGGCGUUGAUGCAUUAUGUUCAUUAAUCACUUUGUGCGAAGAAGUUUCUGUAUAUCGGAACGAAACUCGUGAACUCUGUAAUCGAUGUCAUAACCUGCUACUCGCAGUCGUGAAAUACCAGCCACCUCCUCCGAAUACGUUACAAGCCGCAUUUGAUGAUGUUACCAAGUGCAUAACGAAUAUCAAAAAUCGAGUGGAAAAGUGGGCUCAUCUCUCGUGGUUAUGCUCCUUGUUUAAGCUGGAGCGUAUUAAAGACGACUUGAAGAAAAGUCGGGUGGAAAUAGAAGACUGUUUUCGUCAAUUUCAAUUGGCAUCCACCGCAGACACGAGUCGAUGGCAAGCCGAGUUUGCUGAUAAACAGGACCAGAUGAUGACGAUUCUGCAGGAGAGACUACAAAAAUCCUCGAAAAAACAACUCGUCGAAUUAUCGCAAAACCUUCAUGAACUACAAGUCAAGGAGAAAACUCUGCUACCGAAUCCACAACUCGUUUUGGGUCGCGAAAUCACGGAUAUCGAAGAACAAGCGGUGUCUGGUACAGCAUCGAUAGAGAUUUAUCGCGGGCGAUACCUACAGAAGGAGACGGUAGCUAUCAAGGUCUUGCGUUUGGUCAGUGUUGAUGAAGAUACCAAACGUCGCUUUCGGAGAGAAGCAGAAAUCUGGAACUCUAUAUAUAAGAUUGACAAUGGAGAGUACAUUCUCCCAUUCUAUGGCUUUGGUCAGGGAGAGGAUUUACGCCCGUUCAUUAUCAGUCCGUGGCAAGAGAAUGGAAACGCGUUGUCGUAUGUCCAGAAGAACGACGCAACGGUCAACUACAAGCAAAUGAUCAUAAACAUCGCGAAAGGACUGAAGGUUUUGCAUGUGUCGAUGACUCCUCCGGUUGUCCAUGGCGAUAUCAGAGCCGAAAACAUCUUUAUCGACUCGAAGGGCAAUCCCCUUAUCGGCGAUUUCGGAUUAUCCAAGAUGGUGCAAGAUAUGACUAACACGCCUUUCACGCAGAGUGAUGGCGUAGCUGCUCUUUACAGGUGGUUUGCGCCUGAGAUGUGUCUCGGGGAAGGGCUGAUGUCUCCUGCUUCCGAUAUCUAUUCUUUUGGGAUGACUGUACUUGAGCUCCUCACUCACCAGCACCCAUACUCCAAAAUCAAGCGCGGAUAUGAGGUCGUUGAACAUGUUAGAAGCGGACGGCCACCUCCCAAACCCAAGGAGACCCGGGUUGUCGAAAGAGGGUUGGAUGAUAAGAUGUGGGAGUUAUUAGUGGAGUGUUGGAACCGUACGCCCUCUGCGAGGCCUGAAAUCGAGGAGAUUCUGAAGAGGUUGGAGUCGUUGUGA